Gavia stellata (red-throated loon) is the source of this 2062-nucleotide messenger RNA. It is a transcript of the gene SRPX2, whose product is annotated as sushi repeat containing protein X-linked 2. The coding region runs from base 1 to 1392 and encodes 463 amino acids. The transcript has 10 exons. Lineage: Eukaryota; Metazoa; Chordata; Aves; Gaviiformes; Gaviidae. The record is from RefSeq and is a predicted model, not a curated record.
AUGGCGCAGGAUGCGGCCCCCGUCCUGCUGGUUGUCCUCGCCAGGCUGGUGUCAUCCACGUGGCACGAAGGGUCCGGCUACUACGCGGCCGAGAGCCACACCAAUGAAGUGUAUGUGGAAGAAGCCCCCCCCGAGCCUGCCCUGGACUACCACCGAGUGCCCCAAUGGUGUGCCACACUCAACAUCCACCGCGGAGAGGCCACCUGUUACUCGCCCCGGGGGGGAUCCUACCGCAGCACCCUGGGGACACGCUGUGAGCUGAGCUGCGCCCGUGGGUACCGGCUGGUGGGGCCCAGCGCCGUCCAGUGCCUGCCCAGCCGCCACUGGUCUGGGAUGGCAUACUGCCGACAAAUCCGGUGCCACGUGCUGCCAGCGGUGCUGCGGGGCUCCUAUGUCUGCUCAGCUGGCGUGCAGAUGGAUUCCCGCUGUGACUACACCUGCCUGCCCGGCUACCAGCUGGAGGGUGACCGGAGCCGCGUCUGCAUGGAGGACGGGCGCUGGAGCGGGAGCGAGCCAAUCUGUGUAGAUAUGGAGCCUCCCAAGAUCCGCUGCCCGGAAUCCCGGGAGCGGAUAGCCGAGCCGGGCAAGCUGACCGCCACCGUCUACUGGGACCCCCCCCGCGUGAAGGACUCUGCUGAUGGCAUCAUCAAGAGGGUGAUGCUGCGGGGCCCGGAGCCUGGCUCCGAAUUCCCUGAGGGAGAGCACGUGAUCCGCUACACUGCCCAUGACCAGGCGUAUAACCGAGCCAGCUGCAAGUUCAGCAUCCGUGUCCAAGUGAGGCGCUGCCCCGUCCUGAAGCCUCCGCAGAACGGCUACCUGACCUGCACCUCCGACGGCAACAACUAUGGUGCCACCUGCGAGUACCUGUGCGACGGGGGCUACGAGCGCCAGGGCACCUCUCUACGGGUCUGCCAGUCCACCCAGCAGUGGACGGGCUCCCAGCUCCUUUGUGCAGCCAUGCAGAUCAACACGGCCGUGAACUCGGCCGCCAGCCUGCUGGAUCAGUUCCACGAGAAACGCCGCCUCCUCGUCAUCUCAGCCCCCGACCCCUCUAACCGCUACUACAAGAUGCAGAUCUCCAUGCUGCAGCAAGCUGCCUGCGGGCUGGACCUGCGUCAUGUCACCACCAUCGAGCUGGUGGGGCAGCCCCCGCAUGAGGUGGGACGCAUCCGGGAGCACCAGCUGUCCCUUGGCAUCAUCGAGGAGCUCAGGCAGUUCCUGCACCUCACCCGCUCCCACUUCAACGCAGUGCUGCUGGACAAGGCGGGCGCCGACCGAGAGCGCUACAUCUCUCCCAUCAGCCCUGACGAGCUCUUCGUCUUCAUCGACACCUACCUGCUGAGCGAGCGGGAGGCGGCACGGCGGGCACAGAGCGGGGACCCCUGCGAGUGAGGCAGCGCCAGGGACACCCCCCCCUCCGCCACCGCCGGCCUCAGGGGACAGACACCUUCCUUUCUGCUUUUCUAGUCGCCCACCGUAGAGGAGGACCAGGGUGCUGAGGACCUCCAGGGGAAGGGGAGCCCCUCUCCUGCUGUUCUGGCACAGAGAGGCGAGCAGGGACGGGGACCAUGUGCUGGCAGCAUCCCCACUGCCCAGCAGCCAGGAGCAGCCUCUGGCUGCAGGGCAGGCUGGCUCAGCCCAGCCAGGACCAUGGCAGGAGGCACUGGAGUGCCUCUGCCCAAACCCCAGGGCAGGGGGGAGACGGGGAGCCAAACACGGGGCUGCCAGAGCGGAGGAGAGUGGACAGGGCAGGCAGCGCAGGCAGGGCGACAGCCUCUAAUGCAGCAGCUUCACCCUCCCCACAGCUGUCCUCACCCCAUGCACACCCUGAACCCACUCCCUCCCCACCUGGGGUCAGCCCUGCCAGGCAGGCGCUGCUGCCAGGGUCCUGCCAGAAAGCCUGUAGUAAAAGCAAACAGCCCCAUGCUCAGCAAAGCCAGUGUGCAGUCCACCCCGAGGGCUCGCCCUCCCCACCCUACCUCUCGCUUCCCCUUCCACCAGCCAUGGGGCAACCCUUCCUGGGAACUGUUUUGGCAGUAAACUCAAAAUAAAUAAAUUUGUA